Molecule: messenger RNA, 4429 nt
Organism: Uranotaenia lowii
Lineage: Eukaryota; Metazoa; Arthropoda; Insecta; Diptera; Culicidae
Gene: nito
Product: RNA-binding protein spenito
Exons: 4
Coding region: 222-2213 (663 amino acids)
Biological process (GO): regulation of alternative mRNA splicing, via spliceosome
Cellular component (GO): nucleus
Molecular function (GO): mRNA binding
Source: RefSeq, a predicted model, not a curated record
GCUAAAACGUCAUUCGGCAUUCUGCUGUCGUGCAUAGUAAAAGUGCUAAACUUGGAUCGGUUUCGUCGGAUUACUUUGCUGGCAUUAAUAGCUUCGAAUCAAUUAGUUGAACGGUUUGCCUUUCCGGAACACUAUUAAAUUAUUUCAGAGCUUCGGAAAAGGACUUUUCUAUUCCAUAGAAACCCCGCUGAAGCUGGCCACACAUUUGAUGAGGACGGCCCAUGAGUAGUAACCGGUCAGCCGACAGAGAUCGUAUUACUGUGAAGAUACGUAACAUGAAACGUAGCGCAUCGCGCGAUUCUCCACCCAGAUCCAAGAGACGUGGAAGCAUCGGCCGUUACGAGGGCAGCCCAGACGAUCGGAUUUCCCCGGAUAGGAUGAGGCGUCGAGUCGCCCGGUCACCAAGCCCACGAGGUGGGCGGUAUGCGUCCCCACAUCGGGACGAGUACUCUCGCUCAGGCCGCGACGGAGGAAGCGAACGAUAUUCUUACAAGGAAUAUGAUCGACACUAUUACGCCCGUUCACCUGGAGUCCCGCCGCCGGAGAGACGUCGAGCUGAGCAUCAUCCUUAUGACGGUUACGGUCCACCACCAGGGCGAAUGCAUCAUCCAGAUUUCCAUCCUCCAAUGCAUCAUGAAUACAUGCCACGUGGACCGCCGAUGCAUCAUCAUGGGCCGCCGCACAUGCAUCCGGGAGGUCCUCCACAUCAUCAUUACAUGCCUCGUCCUUACAUGCCGCGACCACGGUUCGAGAAAACUGACAACAAAAAAGAUAAGUUUCCCAAUUAUUUGCAUCAUAUCCAGCCAGAGGACGAUCCAUUGGCUACAAGAACAUUAUUUGCUGGAAAUUUAGAAAUCAAUAUUUCCGAUGACGAAUUACGUCGUAUUUUUGGAAAGUAUGGUAUCGUUGAAGAUAUCGAUAUCAAACGUCCACCACCUGGCACUGGUAAUGCAUUUGCUUUUGUUCGUUACCAGACACUGGAUAUGGCUCAUCGCGCUAAAGUAGAGCUGUCAGGACAGUACAUUGGUAAAUUUCAGUGCAAGAUCGGCUACGGAAAGGCCACUCCGACGACACGUAUUUGGGUGGGCGGUCUUGGUGCAUGGACUUCUGUAACCCAGUUGGAGCGUGAAUUCGAUAGAUUUGGGGCAAUUAAGAAGAUCGAAUACAACAAAGGAGAUACUCAAGCUUUCAUUUUAUACGACUCUAUUGAUGCUGCCACAGCAGCCGUUAAAGAGAUGCGAGGUUUUCCACUGGGAGCCCCAGACCGCCGUAUUCGUAUCGAUUUUGCCGACAACGGAACAACGCCAGCGUUUCCUAAACGUGGUGGUGGUUUUGAAGAGGGUGGAGAAUAUCGCCGGGGUCCAGACUAUGAAUAUCCAGAAGGUGCUGCACCGUAUGAAGAUUCUUACAGUUAUAGCGGUGGACGUUCUGGUUUCCGUGGGCGUGGUGGUUUUCGUGGCCGUGGAGGUUUCCGUGGUGGUUUCCAUCGUGAUGGAGCAGCACAUCAUCGCGGAUCUGGGGCUGAUGAUUGGGAUCGUGCACCAGCGGAUGGAGAAUACGAUUCACGCAGACGGUCUGGCUCACGCGAACCUGGGAUUGAUAGAUCUCGUUCGCGUUCGCCUCGACGUCGCAGUCCUGCGGAUUCUGACUCUGAUUCUUCUUCUCGUAGAACGGGAAUGCUUUCCAGUGCUCGUACUUUGCCAGAAGUUGCGCGUAAAUGUUCCACUGUAUGGCAAGGUGCUUUGAUUCUGAAGAGUUCAUUGUUUCCGGCCAAGUUUCAUCUUACAGACGGUGACAGCGACAUCGUAGAUAGUCUCAUGAAAGAUGAAGACGGUAAACAUCACCUUCGUAUUACUCAGAGACUCCGUUUAGAUCAACCCAAGUUGGAGGAUGUUCAAAAGCGGAUUUCCACUGCUUCAUCGCAUGCUAUUUUCCUUGGAUUACCCGGUUCGACAUCUUCCGUUGCUUCUUCGGAUGAUUCUAGUGUUCAGACUCGUCCUCUUCGCAAUCUGGUUUCGUAUUUGAAGCAAAAGGAAGCGGCCGGAGUUAUUUCGCUACUAAACAAAGAGACGGAAGCCACAGGAGUAUUGUAUUCCUUUCCUCCAUGUGAAUUUUCUACCGAAUUGCUAAAACGCACCUGUCACAAUGUAACCGAAGAAGGUCUGAAGGAAGAUCACCUCGUUAUAGUGGUGGUCCGGGGUGGAACUGCUUGAGAUACAGAUAAUGGCAAUACAUCAGCCUAAGGUGUAUAAUUACUUUUAAGAUUUAACGGUUUAUAAACCACCAUGCUAUCAAACGCCAGAAUUUAUCGAUCAUCAUUAAAUACUCAUCAAAUCUAACGCACCAGCUUGUAACUUAAAAAAAGACGCGCGUAUAUAUUCCUAAUUACUAAAUUCUACGGGGCUUAUGGUAAAAACAUUUGUACUGGAACACCCGGGACUCAUUGCCCAUGUUGAACAUAAUGCCACUGUAUCUUAUGUUAGCUUUCGAAGUGAUUCUCCCGAUUGAAAUUCAUUUAAAAUGAUGGUUGCGGUUUAUUUUCCGCUAUUUCUGCUGCAUUCGAGGUGAAUAUGUUAAUGACGAUGACCACUAGACGAAGCUGAUGAUAACUAGUUAGUGCGGGUUUUUGAGAGUUUUCGAGAAGUGUGGCAGUGAAUCAGGAAGCUUCAGGCGUAUUUCAACAUAACCGGAUCGCAAACUUAGUUAGCUGGUGCAUGAUGAUUGUGUUACUGACAAUGCUGACGACGGUGAUGAAAAUGAAAAUGAUGAUGAUGCUGGGCGUGAUUCGGCAUCUCUUGAAGACAUCGAAGAGAAAAGAAUAGGAGAGACCACGGUGUACAUUGGAUGAUUAGUGGAAGUGUAACAGCUAACGGUAGUUAAGAGUUUUCUGAGGCAAGAAGACGGCAAACGUUUGCCAUUGCAUUUUAUAUUUCAAUACUGAGAGAGGUCAUCUGCUCCAGUAGUGUAUAAUUAAUGUGUAUUUUAAAAUUUCUUCAUGGGCUAGCUAUCUCUGCAGUUUCAUCCAUUUGUGAUUCAUCCAUGAUUUUUGAUAGUUGACAUAGAGAUAAUUUUUUCUCAUGGUCUCAUUCCUUGUGAACAAAAAGAUGAAAGUGAUUAUUCAAAAUGAUAAUGACAUUGAAGGAAUUGAAGAAAAAAGGAAACAAAUAUUAAGCGACAAAAGAAUUUGACAAAGCAGUUGAAUUCAAGUUUCAGUGGGAAGUACUUUCUAAAUAGUAAUUAUUUAAAAUGCAAAUGUGUCAACAGAUAUGAAAAUAUAACAGUUGUAAUAAUAUUUACAAUAUAUCCAAUGAGAAAUCGUUUUGAAAAAUCUAUAAUACGCAGUUCGAAGUAAAACAAAUUAGCUGUAACGGUAUGUGUAGUGAUAAUUAUGGAUAUAAAAGAAACAAAAAAAUAGUCCAUGUGUUUUCUAGAAUGAUGUUCAUCUAUUGUACUCCGUGCUGAUAUCUAAAAAGUUCUAUUUCGUUUUGUGUUUGACUUAACCGCCGACAGUUCUUUCAAGUUCAAUUAAGAACCCAAAUACAAAAUUGAGUUUCGUGUCUAAACCCUUCAGCGAUCAUCUGAUUAUUGGUGAAAGUGGUUCUAACACUGGUGUUUCCCUUUGUAUUUUUCAUUUGGCUAGUUUUGGUGUAUGAUUCAUUAUUGAUAUCGAAAUGUGACGUAAUUGGGAAUAAUUUAUUUGUGUCUGAAGUUAAAAUAUUUUGUGUUUGUGUUGAUUUCCGGAGUUUUAAUAUUUAAAACCCAUGCGUGAUAUUGAAAGUUCUUUUCUAAAAGUUGCCCCUUUAACAUUUUCUAAUGUUUCUCAAAUCUUAACGGUUUGUGAGUUGGUGUCUAUGUGAAUCAGUGUUUUUCAUUGAUAUAAAUCUUCUGUAACUGUUCUCUGGACUGGCAUUAUUCAAUGGCUUAUUAUUGAAGUUGCAAUAGUUCAAAAGUUUCCUGUUUAGUGAGGAAAGUGUCUGAUGUGGGAGUUUUGUCAAGUGAUUUGUAACUUUUGAAACAGUGUUAAGUUUGUUGUGCCAACACUGAUCACUUCUAUCUUAAGCGCUUAUAGUAAACUGUAGCGUUUGUUUGUAAAAUUUUGAUUUAAAAUUGGUUUUACAAUCGUUACACUAUAUUAAAAAGCGCUCUUACACGCAUGCCAUUCGGAUUUCUCCAACUUACCACCAGUGGGCGAUGUGAUCUUGAAUUGAAAUGAAGAACUGAUUCGUUCGGGUUUUUGUUCUGUUCAGUUGAUAGUUUUUUUUUUUUGAAACAUUGAGUAUCAUAUGGUGAUGUGAGAGUUAAACAGCACGUUGAAGCUAUUAAAGGCAAAAACCGUUAGCGGAACAAAUGGAAUAUUCGGUUUCCGCGUUUGAAAAGUGUAUCUUUAUGACUGUACCAAUAUUUGAAUCAAUAAACGUGUGUCCUAUAA